Molecule: messenger RNA, 2472 nt
Organism: Myxozyma melibiosi
Lineage: Eukaryota; Fungi; Ascomycota; Lipomycetes; Lipomycetales; Lipomycetaceae
Product: RFX DNA-binding domain-containing protein
Exons: 2
Coding region: 264-2363 (699 amino acids)
Biological process (GO): regulation of transcription by RNA polymerase II
Molecular function (GO): RNA polymerase II cis-regulatory region sequence-specific DNA binding; DNA-binding transcription factor activity, RNA polymerase II-specific
Source: RefSeq, a predicted model, not a curated record
CCAGCGUCAAUAGAUUCUGAAGAUAUUGAAUAAAGAGAUCAGCAGUGCUGUGUUUACGCGUCGGUGUUGUUGUUGAAUACAGAAGAAAAGAGAAGAGAGAGAUAGGAGAGUGAAGAAUAGAGACCGGCUGCUUCUCUUGUCUGCUUUACUUCUCUCGUUGCUACGCGUCGCGCGGUGUGACGCGUUCUGAUCCCAGUCUUGAUAUCGAUUCCUAUUCUACUCUUAUUGAUAUCCAUAUUCAUAUCAUAUACUCAUCAAUCAGCAUGGAGGUCACAUACGAACAACAACAACAGCAGCAACAGCAACCCUUCGACCCCCCGCGCCUCAAACCAUCCUCCUCCUUCGCCGACGACACCGAAGAACUCCGCCGUCAAGGCGAUCUCAACCUCUCCGUUUCCCUCGAAGACCUCGCCGUCCGCGUCCGCUACGACGACUCCCGCACCGUCCCCGCGUCCGUCUCCGAACGCAACAGACAGGUCUUCGGCAUCGUCUGGCUCAAAAAAACAUGCCAGCUCUCGCCGCGAAACGCAAUCCCGCGUAACCGCAUCUACGCCCGGUAUGCCGAGAUCUGCGCCCGCCACAAAAUAAAGCCGUUGAACCCGGCCGCGUUCGGCAAGCUCGUCAAGCUCGUCUUUCCCGAUAUCAAGACUCGACGGCUUGGGGUGCGUGGGAAAUCAAAGUACCACUACUGCGGCAUCAACCUCAUCGGCGACGCCCUCGUCCCGAUCGGCAGCAUCAACAACGCCGGCAGCGCCGCGAGCGCAGAUGAUUUCGACAUCGCCAACGACGACUCCUUCGAGAACGGCCAGGACUCUGCUGCUUCUUCGUCAAAAGCCAACAACAACACAUCUGUCGCCCCGCAAAAGGAAAACCAGAACCCGCAGUCGACUCCGCAGUCGAGGCUGCAGUCCCUGCUCUUCACCACUCCGCCGGAUAAAGUGCGCUCGUCACUUGACUCGCCGUCGUCGCAUCUCGCGACUACACCGCUCGACCCGUCCGCGCUCCCGCCUCUGCAUUUCUCGAAAAAAGUAAUGGACUCGCCGGCUGUUUCGUUCAACUCGCUCGCGUUCCCGAGUAUCGACGCUUUCGUGCCUGCUGGUGCGGAUAAAGAUGCAGUUGAUAUUCUUACCGCGCUUUGUCAGUCGCAUUGCUCGGCUUUGCUCGAAGCGAUUCGGUUUAUGCACCUGAAGCAGUUCCUAAACACCUUGUCCUCGUUUCAUGGAACGCUUACCUCUCCUGUUCAGAAAUUGCUUGCCGUACCCAGCAUACUCGAAUGGGUCCAGCGCUGCGACUGGAUCAUGUAUAAGGAAAUGAUCCACAUGCUCGCGCCGCUAGCUCUACAAGUCGUCCCCGCAAACGUACUGACCGCCCUGCGCUCACUCUCAAUGACCCUCCCGCAAAACAUCCUCACCUCCUUCCGCACCCUGCCGCCGCAAUUCGUGCAAGUCAAACUGCGCCCGGCCUACGCGUUUUCAAACCUGAUCGGCCGUCUGCUGCGCGUGACAAAUAGCGCCAACGCGGCAGCGCGCAUCCUCGCGAACCCGAACGAGCGCAAGUCGAUGCUGGCGGACUGGAUUAAUUACGUCGACGCGCGGCUGAUUGUGCUGCGCGAGGCGCCCUGCGGUGGAGCGAUGGCGCUCAAGAUUUUGACGGAGGACUUGAUUGCGCUGCUUGCUGUGCCGGCGGAGAAUAUAGCGGCAAACGCGGAUCACUGGGGCCGGCCGCAUUCACGCGACCUUAACGACGUGUCGACGUCCCCUGCGCCGCCGUCGCCGACUCCAGGAAAGGACGACAUGAACGACCCAGGCGAGGGGAUAAUAGAGCAAUGGGCAGAGUACCUGACCGCCCUACCGCUCCGGUUCCCGAACGUGUCUGCGCGCAUGUUUUUGCUGUACAUGAACGGGAUCCUGACUGCCGCGCUGCGGGAGAUCACGUUGAACGGCGGCGAGGCGUUUGGUGCGUGGUGGAUGGUGCGGUGCUGGAUUGAUGAGUGGAUCGCGUGGGUUGCUGAGCAGGGAGGGUUUUUUGAUACGGAUUAUUUGCCGAUUGCUGAGGAUGCGGGUGGUAAUGGUGGGUUACAGGCGAGCCAGGCGCAGACGGACAAGGCGGAGGAGGAAGACCAGGAGCAGGUCGAAGUAGACCCGCUCCCACCUCUCACUCUCCCCACCACCACCUCACCGUCAAAGCAACAACAACGGCGGAUAGACUCGAGCCAGGACCUCGAGGACCUGGAACCGGUGGCGGACGUGAGCCUGGCGGACGUGCGCUCGACGGCUGAUUACGAGGACGAUAUUCUCGGGCGCGGGCCGGAUCUCGAUCUGGACGUGCAGGCUGAGAUCGAGAAGGACGCGUCGAGGCGGUAAUACGAUUGUAUCAGAUAAGUUAGUAAAUAGAAGAUAGUAAGGAAGAGUAGAAGGAAGGUAUUAGUUAUAUCUUACGUAAGACUCCGGGGCAUUGGGAAUGACGUCACUC